AUGGAAUCGGAGCCGGCGGUGCCAUGGAUCCAUCAAUGGCUAGCUUCCAUAGAUGCUGUCUUAGGCAUUUAUGCAAGCAAGUUCGAGGACUUUGGAUAUGACAGCAGGAACAUCUUAUCCCAGACGACGACGGAGGAGUUGAAAUCAGACCUGGUGGAGAUGUGCGUGAAGCAAGCACACGGCCGCAUGAUUCUAAAACAUCAUGCCAAGUUACAGGAGGCGACAACUUCAGAUGCAGAAACCUCGUCUCCCGUGCAAGCAUCUUCGCCAGAGGCAGUGAAAGGAAUUGCACAAGGGCUACCCCGUUUCGUGGCUGAUGCGAUCGACUUUCAGAGGGAUUUUCCCAUGCCUCGAGAACGCGGAACGAGGCCCAAAGUCUUCAUUCCCGUGCUGUGUCUGCGAUGGGCACAGGGAAGGAUUCAUGGCCAGAUGGUGUUCACGUCUGGCGCCUUCAAGGACCGUUCUAUGUUCGAGCUUUUCAUCGACCUGGCGACGGGGCGCCAGCGUGUCGAGGAGAUAGAACCUCUUGAGGCGGGCACUAUUCCAGGGAGCGCCUAA
Symbiodinium sp. CCMP2592 is the source of this 558-nucleotide messenger RNA. The record is from the annotation of a GenBank genome assembly. NCBI's taxonomy places the organism in Eukaryota, Dinophyceae, Suessiales, Symbiodiniaceae.